AUGGCGCUCACGUGGGAAGAUAAAGAAGUUAGAUUUGAUAUUCCAUUCACGGAAAUGAGAUUAAAAACUGGAGAAAAAAUCAUAGACAGAUUGGAAAAUAUUGAAGAUACGAAAGGUAAUGGCGGCGAUAGAGGAAGACUUAUCGUUACAAACAUCAGAGUUUUGUGGCAUUCUGUGACUAGUCCUCGUGUUAAUUUAUCGAUAGGCUUUAACUGUGUUGUCACAAUUAAUACAAAAGUGGUAAAUUCAAAAUUGAGGGGAACUACGCAAGCCCUUCACAUUUUGACAUCUUCGAAUGGCACUCGAUUUGAAUUCAUUUUUACCAAUUUAGUACCCGGCAGUACGCGCCAUUUCACUUCGGUCAUGGGAGUUCAUAAAGCCUACAUCUCUUCAAAAUUAUACAGAGAAUUAAAGUUGCGCGGGGCUGUUAUCCAUAAUAAACAACUAAAAAUCCUUCCACUGGAACAAGUGUUUUCAACACUGCAUGGAGUCUGGAACUUGUCAAGUGACCAAGGCAGUUUAGGCACUUUCAUUGUAACAAACGUCCGUUUUGUGUGGUUUGCGGACAUGAAUGAGGGAUUCAACAUCUCUCUCCCUUAUUUACAAAUCAGCUCUAUAAAAAUUCGCGAUUCGAAGUUUGGUACGGCUCUAGUGGUCACAAGUACGGAAAUCAGUGGAACUUACGUUUUGGGCUUUCGAGUUGAUCCUGAAGAGAAACUGAGGACUUUAUACAAGGAGUUGGUUUCGUUGCAUUCGGUUUAUAAAACAAAUCCAAUUUUUGGCGUUGAAUACAAGUGGUGUACUAGUAAGGGGGAUGAUCAAGCAAACAGGAAGUUUGUGGAGGAUGUUGUUGAGAUUGAAGAGCCUCGAGGGGAAAUGUCUAACGUCUUGGCGGUGUAUUUGGCCGACGAGGGACACGUGAAAGAUAGACCAGUGGUUUAUUCGCCUGAAUUGGGACUUGCGAUUGAAAGUGUCAAAGAAGGUUUCACUUUACAGAAGUUGUGGGAGGUUUUACCAUCAUGAAAACAUUACCGUUUCAGUACAUUUAUUCACUAUCCUACAGUGUUUAUGAUAGUCUAAAUGAUAGAAAUCAGAUUGUAUAGAAAUUUUUACAAAUAAUAAUUGGU
This is a messenger RNA of Tribolium madens (black flour beetle), 1127 nucleotides long. It is a transcript of the gene BBS5, whose product is annotated as Bardet-Biedl syndrome 5 protein homolog. The coding region runs from base 1 to 1023 and encodes 340 amino acids. Gene Ontology annotation, biological process: cilium assembly; intracellular transport. Gene Ontology annotation, molecular function: phosphatidylinositol-3-phosphate binding. The transcript has 5 exons. The record is from RefSeq and is a predicted model, not a curated record. Gene Ontology annotation, cellular component: ciliary basal body; BBSome. Lineage: Eukaryota; Metazoa; Arthropoda; Insecta; Coleoptera; Tenebrionidae.